UGCCAUUUUUUUUUCUUACUGUUCUUGCUCCCCUCCCUUCCCCUCCUCUCAGUCAUAGAAACUCCCCAGCGCGCACAGAAGCGCUUCAGACGCGUUCAGUGCCCCGCACGGGAGUCGGUUAGUAACUUUCGUAACUCCGGUUUCACAAACCUUUUGUUGAUUCCGCGCUGAAAGCACGUUAAUUUGAUCAGUUCCGCUAAAGAGGGCCGCCACUCGAGAGGGCAGGGAGGAUGAACGGAUUCUGCAUUGGAUCGACUGAUUAAAGGGUUUUUUUUCCUCCCGACUCCGUGAGCUUGUGAGGUUGGACACGAAUAGGGAAAAAGAGACGCUCGCAUUUCAACCAUGGAUUAUGGCAAUGAUGUAGAUUUGUCCAACAAUAAUAUCAUGCCUUUGUGGAAACUCCGCACUGAUAACAGUAAAAGGCCCCAGGACUCAAGCAAUCCUAAACUGCGGCCCCACAGUUGCCACAUAAAUGGGGUCAUGAAGACAAACUUCACCGAGGAGGACAACAAAUGUUCCUUUACCUUGAGCCAGCCUGCUGAGAGACUUGUGGUCACACCCCAGUGUGUUGACAAUAACACAGCGGUGUUAAAGCAUGUUUUACAUAAACCCUCAAAGAAAAACAGAGUGGUUCGAAGCAUCAGCAUCAGCCACUUCUCCAAUGGACGCUUGUUGUCCAAAUUUAGGUCUGAGGAUAGCAAAUCUGCUUCACUGGACAAUAGGGUAUAUAAUAGGAACUCUGAUGGGGUGAAAGCGAGUAAUGGGGAGAUGAUAUGGCCUGAAAAGCAUCUCUGGGAUUCACAGACAUGCAUGUCCUGUCCGUUAAGUCAGAGUUCUCAGAAGGGCCAGAUCGCAUUUCAGAAGAAUUCACCUUCAACAGAAAAUACUCCUCUUAAUGGUUCCUCACCUGUCUUUUCACCAGACACUCCUAACAACAACUACAAUCAACCUGAACUGUCCUCCCUUUCAUCCACAUGCAGCUCAUCUCCUCCAACCCAUCGCAUGCUCACCCCCUCCUACAGCUCCACCUCCAGCAUCCCCUCCCUCAACUCCUUAACCUCCUCAGACCCCCCAACCCCUCGAUCUCCAUCGCCAGAAGACAGAGGGCAGGCACUGCUCAGUCAGUCCCAGUCAUCCUCACCUAUAUCCCCACAGGACACCAGGCAUACCUCUUCAUCUUCUUCCAUGUCCUCCACAUCACCCUCACCGUCACUCUCCCCAUCCAUCUGUCCCUAUAACGGCAUUGUCCUAAGCACCCAUAGCGCGGCUGCUCUCAAGAUGGGCACCCAGCAGCUUAUUCCCAAGGGCUUAGCAUCCGAUAUUCGGCAAAGCAAGGCACCUUCCCCUGGGACACAAGCUCAAGGAUCGGCAGGGCUGCUGGGAUGGGAUCAUUCCAAACGUUCCUUGAAAGCCCUGAGCAUGGUGGAAACUGGAAGCUACUUUUCUACAGGAGGCCACAAUGAGGGGGAAGAUGGUGAAAGUGAGAGUCCAGGGGCUCUUAGAAGAGGCUUGAGGAGUACAUCGUACAGGAGAGCAGUUGUGAGUGGAGUAGACUCAGAAGUAUCAACAGCAGAUCCCAAAGGCCAUCGGCUGUCCCAGCCCGUCAUCAGAGGGCUAGGCAGGGAUAAAUUAGAUUCACUAGUUAGCCCAACAAGUCCUGGCUCUAUCAGUCUGCCAAGUGUUGCAACCAACAAGCCUGACAGCCCCAUGACACCCAAAGAUGUCAGCACCAAGAAUUCAAAGCCUAGCCUUGGAACGGAAAAGACUAAAAGCAAUGGGAAAAACAAGAGUCCAGAUAAGAAGAAGGUUUUGACCAGUCAGCUGACUUUUGACAGCGAGGAGGAAGAGCUUUACCAGAACUACAAGGAGAAUGCAUUACAUAAUGACUCAGAUGAGGAUCCCGAUUCCAGGGAACCCAAACCCGAUAACAACAUUGUAGUGCAGUACAGGCCCAUACGUACCUCCUGGAGCCAGCUUAGUGUGGUUAAGAAAAGUGGCCUGUGUGAGCAGAUAAGUCAAGAAGAACGCAAAAGACAAGAGGCCAUUUUUGAGGUGAUCUCGUCGGAGCACUCCUAUCUCCACAGUCUCGAGAUCCUGAUCCGCAUGUUCAAGGAUUCUCCAGAGCUCAGGGAGACCAUGACCAAGACUGAACACCAUCACCUGUUCUCCAAUAUCACUGAUGUCUGUGAGGCUAGCAAAAAGUUUUUCAAGGAACUGGAGAAAAAACAUGAACAGAAUAUAGUGAUCGAUGACAUCACUGACAUCGUUUGCAAGCAUUCCCAGUCUAGCUUUGAUCCAUAUAUUACAUACUGUUCCAAUGAGGUCUACCAACAGAGGACCCUGCAGAGGCUGGUCUCCAAGAAUCCAACAUUUAAGGAGGUGCUGACCAGGAUAGAGGGCCACCCUGACUGCAGGAACCUCCCCAUGAUCUCCUUCCUUAUCCUGCCCAUGCAGAGGAUCACUCGCCUUCCCUUGCUCAUGGAUACAAUUUGUCAGAAGACAGCCAAAGACUCACCGCAAUAUGAAGCUUGUAAGAAGGCUUUACAAGCAGUUAGCAAGGUGGUUAGAAAGUGCAAUGAAGGAGCUCGGACGAUGGAGAGAACAGAAAUGAUGUACACCAUCAACUCUCAACUGGAGUUCAAGAUUAAGCCUUUCCCCCUGGUCUCAUCCUCCAGGUGGAUGGUAAAAAGAGGGGAACUGACUGCAUUUGUGGACAACAACAUCUUUUACAAGCGAACAUCACGGCAGCAGGUCUAUUUCUUCCUCUUCAAUGACGUCCUCAUUGUCACCAGGAAGAAAAGUGAGGACAGUUACACUGUCAUAGACUACGCUCUGAGGAAUCAGAUCAGUGUGGAUUUUUGUCAACCCAGCGAUUUCAACCGGUCACCGAUCAGAAGCACCACCAGCAUGCUGAGCUCACGGCAAGCUGGCGCCAACCACCUCUUUCGACUGAGUUUCCCUAGCAACUGCUCUGGUGACAAGGUGACCAUGAUCGUUGGAACAGAGUUGCUGAAUGAGCGUGCUCGGUGGAUCAGUGCUCUGAACAAUAAUGACAACAAUAAGAAGACUCAGGACCGAACCAAUCUCAUGCAGGUGGAGAUGAUCAGAACUUACACCGCCAGGCAGCCAGACGAGUUGUCUCUGCAGGUGGCUGAUGUGGUGCUUGUCUGGCAGACUGUAGAAGAUGGCUGGUACGAAGGCGAGCGGCUGCGUGAUGGAGAGAGGGGAUGGUUUCUAAGCGAGUGUGCUGAACCAAUUACAUGCCAGGCCACUAUUGAACGCAACAUGCAGAGAAUGGACCGCCUGCAGGGCCUUGAGACUAAUGUGUGACAGGACGAUGAGCAGACUGCUUAACCUACAUGGGGCUUUUCCCUGGCCAUUAGUGAACCCUCAACACACCAGUGACCUGCCUUUUUAAGCACUGAACUCAGACGAAUGAGUUCAAUAACCAUACCACUGACCUGUCUCCAGGGGACAACUGGACAUCUAUGAGAGCCUUGCGGCUGCUAGGCCCUCACAGUGGAAUAAAGAUGGAGCCACAAUCAUCAAUAAAUAUCAGCCACACUGUCUAAGUUUCAAAGGAAAGACUAAAAACAAACACGUGGAAGACGGAUUUCCCUAAUAACUGAUUUGUCUCUGUGCAGGUGGGACAUUUUGACAGUGGGAUCUGUCACACUGAUUAAUUCCCUAGCCUGGUUAGUAAAACUUCACACCCACAGCCAAAGUCACUGCUUUUUUAGCACCCUACCACACAGCAAUAGCUGGUAUGAAAUUUGUAAAUGCUUUUUUUUGUUGUUGUUCAUUUACAAAGAAUACGCUUUAUAAUGUGCAAUUAAAAUGAGAGUACAGUAAUACUGUAAGAGGUAAAACAGGCUAAAUUGUGUGAAACUAACAACAGCUUGGCAUGCGCUCUGUUAAUGAGGCUUCUCAGGCCAUGUGAUUGAAGCUUUGCCAGCAUCUUGUUGAUUGUGAAAGUGAUAAUAAGGAAGGAGGGUGUGAUUGGCAGCUUAUGUAAAGUGUGUGGGUUAAUGUGGAAACUCCUGUGAGUGUUUAAUCAGCCUCUGAUGGCAUGUGAAACUAUGACAAUAUUUGCAACAGAAUACAAAGUGGUGUACGUUGAGCUGCAAAAGAGAGACGGGCUAUUUGUCUGAAGCUUAAGGCACUUUGUGUAAAUAGCAGAAUCCAUUUUCUUUUUUUUUCUGGAUUAUAUUGAAAACAAAGUAAACUGUAUAUAAUCUCCUCUCUCUUAUGGGUUAAGUGCAUAACAGAAGGUAGUCUGUCUACCCUCUUGUCUCCUGUUAAUGCCACCAUCAUGAAUCAAUGAUUCAUUCAUGUCACAAAUAUUAUUAGACGCUCCAUUCACUCAAUGAUUUUGAUUGUUUGAAAUAUUUUACAAGCACAAAUACACAAGAUCGGUCUCAGACACAGGUAUAUGCAGCAGCCAGCUACAACUUUAAAAUCAUCUUGAGCUGUCUGUGGCAUUCAUAUAGGUGUUGCUUUGACACAUACUUAAACUGCCCAAAGAGUAGUUUAAGUAUGUGGUAUAACACAGUAUUAGACAGGUGGCUUUAAUGGCGUGGACUGGCACUGAUAUUGGGUGUACACCCUCCCACCCCUUCAUAUUUAUUGUGUUAUAGAAGGAUGGUAAAAUUAAUUUUGUGUGCUGAUGGCAAGAUCGGAAGAUAGAGAACAGCCCUGCUCUUAAUGGUAUUGCCCAGCAUGAGUCAUCUUUUUAGUGUUGCCCAGCUAAAGAAGAAAAAUGACUUGGUCAAAGGAUGAAGAUAACACCAUCUAUCAAGCCAACUGCUCUGGACUCAGUCCAAAUGACAACCAUAACUGUUGAGCCACACGAACCAAGCUAUGGCGGUCGGCAGUGCUGCCAUGAGGAAGGACACAAGUAUCCAGACUUUCAAAGAGAACAGCUUUGCAUUUGCUCUCAGGGAACAUUAGCUUUGGCACCACACACAUGAGCCGGUCUUGUUUAAGUCAUUUCCUCUCUUGUAUCUAGUGUAAAUUACCUUUGUACAUGUAAAUAUGUAAAACGGCUUAAAAUGUGUAAUGUAUGUUUUCGUAAAUACAGAUUAUAUUGAAGCAACUUGAUUAUUCAGCCUUCUAUAUUUUUAAUCAGCAACUCCUAAUAAAAGCUGAAUUGCCCAUCA
Maylandia zebra (zebra mbuna) is the source of this 5159-nucleotide messenger RNA. RefSeq names its product rho guanine nucleotide exchange factor 26. The record is from RefSeq and is a predicted model, not a curated record. Gene Ontology annotation, biological process: activation of GTPase activity. NCBI's taxonomy places the organism in Eukaryota, Metazoa, Chordata, Actinopteri, Cichliformes, Cichlidae. Gene Ontology annotation, molecular function: protein binding; guanyl-nucleotide exchange factor activity.